Molecule: messenger RNA, 479 nt
Organism: Dioscorea cayenensis subsp. rotundata (Guinea yam)
Lineage: Eukaryota; Viridiplantae; Streptophyta; Magnoliopsida; Dioscoreales; Dioscoreaceae
Exons: 3
Coding region: 45-287 (80 amino acids)
Source: RefSeq, a predicted model, not a curated record
GCAAAUAUGAAUACUUUGAUAUUAUAUAAGAAGAGGGGUCAUAGAUGAGUUUGGCAAAGAUGGGGAGGUCUUUCCUUCAUUUCUUUGUCUUCCUUCUGGCCUUGUCCUCCUCUGUCAUUGUUCUAUCAGCAAGGACUCAAGUAUUAGUGCAGUCAUCCAACAAGAUGAUUUCUGAAGAUACAGUGCUGGAAGAAGCUCUGAUUAAUGGCAGAAUGGACUUGGAAAGAAGUGAUUAUCCUCCUUCAGGUGCUAAUGGUCACCACACUCCUCCGAAUCCACCUCGAUGAAGCUUAUUUGAAGAUAUAUAUAUAUAUAUAUAUAUAAAUUACCCUUCAUGGGUAGUUGGUUAUCCCUUCCUCUCCUAAGUCAGAAGGUUGAGGUUCUAUAUAUAUAUUUAUUGUAGAAAUAAACUCGUCUAUAUCAAUACGAGUCUAUAAGUAUGCAUCUUUAUUAUAAUAUUUUGAUUAUUUAAUUUAUCA